Ceraceosorus guamensis is the source of this 519-nucleotide messenger RNA. RefSeq lists its product as hypothetical. The transcript has a single exon. The coding region runs from base 95 to 400 and encodes 101 amino acids. The record is from RefSeq and is a predicted model, not a curated record. NCBI's taxonomy places the organism in Eukaryota, Fungi, Basidiomycota, Exobasidiomycetes, Ceraceosorales, Ceraceosoraceae.
GUCCUUGGUCGCGAAUGUUCGUGCUGGUCGCUCUUUUGCGUGAGGCCCUUGUCCACCUUCCACCUUUCGCCGAAGGUGAUAAGGUCAAGCAGAUAUGAGGCUGCUCUCCGUGGUCGCGGUGCGGACCGGACUUGCAUCCGCGCACCGCACGCACGUCUUUCACUCGGGCGCAUCGCCGCUUUUGACCGCCGGGCGAUGCACCCCGCUGCGGUUGGGUUCAUUUGGCCGGCGGGCCAUUCGUGAUGCUGCGUUGAGGGCUGCUGCUGUCUGCGACAGAAGUGCACUUGAGAAGAAGCUUUUGUUGCAGUUUCAAAUCAGCGAACCGGGCUUUGCUAGGUUCUUACACUCGCAAAGUGCCGUGCGGGAGCAGCCCUCAUUUUGCUCGGACGGAUACAUUUGAUUCUACGAUAGGAACUCGUCGCUUGCGUCAGAUGGGACUUGAAGAACGCAAGCGCGUCGCUCACGACUAGCGCGCCUGUGUGCAUCGAUCUUAGGAUUGUGAGAUGGCCCUGCCUACCA